This is a messenger RNA of Thyridium curvatum, 1689 nucleotides long. RefSeq lists its product as uncharacterized. NCBI's taxonomy places the organism in Eukaryota, Fungi, Ascomycota, Sordariomycetes, Thyridiales, Thyridiaceae. The coding region runs from base 1 to 1689 and encodes 562 amino acids. Gene Ontology annotation, cellular component: beta-galactosidase complex. Gene Ontology annotation, molecular function: beta-galactosidase activity. The transcript has a single exon. Gene Ontology annotation, biological process: carbohydrate metabolic process. The record is from RefSeq and is a predicted model, not a curated record.
AUGCCUGCGACACAAAAUCAAGCCUAUCAUGAACACCCUCACCUUCAACGGUCUGACAAAGGCUCUGUCCAGCUCCUCGUCAAAGGAAAGCCCUUCCUCAUGCUCCCGGGCGAGCUUCAUAACUCAUCUCUAAGCUCUGCCAAGUUCAUGAGUCAGGUCUGGCCAAAGAUGAAAGCUGAUCACAUCAACACGUUACUCGGUUCAGUAACAUGGGAAAUGAUCGAGCCUAAAGAGGGACAUUUCGACUUCAAAGAACUUGACAAUGUUCUUGAAGGCGCCAGAGAGCAUGAUAUGCACCUAGUUCUGCUUUGGUUUGGCACAUACAAAAAUGGCCUUUCCACAUAUGUCCCAGCAUGGGUUAAGCAGAAUCCUAAACGCUUCCCUCGUGUUCAAGUUCUCGAGCCUGGUGGUGUCAAGAGGACACUUGAGAUGGUCACUCCACUUUCUGACGCAGCUUGCGACGCUGAUUCGCGCGCAUUUGCCGCACUGAUGCGGCAUCUUGCUGAGGUUGACUCUCAGCAUCAAACGGUACUGAUGGUCCAGGUUCAGAAUGAGACGGGAGUUCUGGGGGAUUCUAGAGAUCGAUCACGACGGGCAGACAAGGCCUUUUCUGAGCCUAUUCCUGGCGACCUCCUUCGGCAUCUCAGCCACGCUCAUACCCACUCCAGACUCAGAAAGCGAAUCUCCAGUGUCCCCUCAUCUGGUUCGCAUUCAUGGGAGUCUGUCUUCGGCCCUGGAUCUACAGCUGAUGAGGCUUUUAUGGCACAUCUCAUCUCUUCCUACGUGGGACGAGUUGCUGCAGCUGGAAAAGGGGAAUACCCCAUCCCCUUAUACACAAACACUUGGCUUAACAUUGAAGGACCGUCAGAGCUCGACUUUGGUGGGGGUGUUCCUGUUGUGGUUGGUGGCGGUCACAAGCCUGGUAUUUACCCAUCCGGCGGUCCGUGUCCCCACGUUUUGGACAUCUGGCGAUUCAAUGCACCAUCUCUCGACUUCCUGGCACCGGAUCUAUACUUCCAUGACUACGAGACAGUGUGUCGGAGCUACACGGAGCAAGGAAACACAUUGUUCAUCCCGGAACAGCGACGCGAUGAGCACGGAUCACGAAAGAUAUGGUUAGCGUAUGCUACGUACGGAGCUCUUGGUGCUAGUCCAUUUGGAAUCGACACUGGUUCUAAUAUCAUCGGCCGUGAGUUCAAGCUCCUCAGCCAGACCAAGAAAUACCUUCUCGAUGCCGCGCCAGAAGACCGGUUCGGUUUCUACUUCGAUGAAGAGCCCAGCGAAAAAAAGGCCGAGCAAUGGAGCCGUGUAUUUGGUGAUAUCGAGGUCAUUGUUGAGCGAUGUUUUGUUUUCGGGGCACCCGGACCCGGUGCUGGAAUGAUCAUUCACCUAGGUGACUCUAGGUUCCUGCUUGUUGGACGCGGCUUCCAUGCGCGGUUCAAAGCAGCCCGCAAAGAUGCAACAUUUGGUGGGAUUCUAUGGGGCGAGGAGAAGGAGGUUGACAAGGAUGGAAACUUGCAGACUCUCAGAGUUUUGAACGGAGAUGAGACAAGACACGGAGAGUUUAUGAUGAUGCCCAACGAUGAUCCCGAUUAUGGCGGCUUCCCGAUUGCAGUGACGCCUGGAGCGAGAACUUGCAUCGCAGAGGUGAAAGCCUAUUGGAUUGCUGAGGAUAAUAAAGAUAGGUAG